CGCGCGCCUCGCUGGAGCGUUAGAGCCCGCGGUAGCUCCCACCCUUCUUGUCCCCUUCUGACACUGGACCUGAGGGCGCGUGGACCAGGGGAGUCCCAAAGAUUAGGCGGCGGAAGUGGAGCAGGAGCAAUGGCGUCCAAACAGGAGCAAGCUGUAAAAAAUCUCAACGUGGAAAAUACCAACCAGGAAAAUGACAAAAAGGAUGAAAAGGAGCAAGGCUCUAAUAAAGGAGAGCCCUUGGCUCUCCCUUUGGAAGCUGGUGAAUAUUGUGGGCCUAGAGGAAAUCGCAGGCGGUACCGUGUUAGGCAGCCCAUCCUGCAGUAUAGAUGGGACGGGGGUCAGAGGCUUGGAGAGCCACAGGCAAGGAUGAGACAAGAGAAUAGGGAAAGAGCUGGGGAUGAUAUGAGACAGCUGAUGGAAAAGCUGAGGGGAAAGCAGUUAAGUCAUAGUCUACGAGCAGUUAGCACUGACCCCCCUCACCAUGACCAUCACGAUGAAUUUUGCCUUAUGCCCUGAAUCCUGAUGUUUUCCCUGAAGUUAAUAGGAAGACACACCUGCUUCCUAAACUUACAUGUUUGUGAUGUACCUUGCUGUAAAGCUUUUCAUGUUGUUUCCUGUUAUCAGCUUCUAACUGAAUGUUGUGUUUCACCCAUUUGUAAGUUUCUGUCAGCAGGGAAGUUUUACCUAUUGCAUGGGGAGAUGCUCAUUACAUAUUGUGAAGUUAAUAAAGCAGUUCAAAAAAGCA
Phyllostomus discolor (pale spear-nosed bat) is the source of this 745-nucleotide messenger RNA. RefSeq names its product protein BEX1. Gene Ontology annotation, cellular component: cytoplasm; nucleus. Gene Ontology annotation, molecular function: signaling receptor binding. Gene Ontology annotation, biological process: signal transduction. NCBI's taxonomy places the organism in Eukaryota, Metazoa, Chordata, Mammalia, Chiroptera, Phyllostomidae. The record is from RefSeq and is a predicted model, not a curated record. The coding region runs from base 130 to 516 and encodes 128 amino acids. The transcript is spliced from 2 exons.